AUGAACAAUUCCAAUUUUGAAAAUUCUUUAUCUACAUGUAUGCCGUAUUUUUUAAACAAUAAUAUAAAUUUAAACAUUGAUAAAGAUAAAAAUAAUAUAAACAUGAUAAACAAUAACAACGGUAAUAAUAAUUGUCCCUCUUUUAUAAACAAUGGAAAUGAGCAAAAUAAUUCAAGUUUUAGUCAAAUAAAUAAAAAUGAAGAAUCUAUUGACAUCUUAGUAAAUCAAAUGGAAAGUUCCUUUAGCAUAAGUACAAAUAUAAUAAAGAAUGUAAGUAAUUUACUUGAAAGUUCAAAAAUUGAAGAUAAAAUAAAAGGUAUUAGAUUAGUAUAUGCUUCAUUGCAUUAUAAAUAUAAAAAUAAUAAUGAUUAUAAAAAAAAUUUAUUAAAUAGAGGAUGUACUAUGCUAAAUAUUCAGGAUAAAAAUACAAACGAACAAAAUGAUUCGGAAGCAAAUAAUAAUAAUAAUAGCAACGACCUUAAUAAUAACAACAGUAACAAUAAUACAAUGAGUAAUCCUUUUUUUCAAAAUAAUUAUAAUAAUAAUGAUCAUAUGAAUGAUGGAAUAAAUACUAAUAACAAUAAUAACACGAACAAUUGUAAUAGUAACGAUGGGUUAAAUAAUUAUGGAAAUAAUACGCCAAUAAAUUUUAAAGUUUUAAAUUCAAUGAUAUUUACUAAUUGUAAAAGCAUAAAUGAUGUGGAUGAGUAUUUUCAUUUAUUAGAUAAAUGCUUAACUAGAGAAAAUGUGAUAGAUAUAAAUUUAAGUGAUAUAUUCGAAAUGAAUAUAAUAAAUAUUAUAAAAUCUUUGCUUUAUAAUUAUAUAUUUCAUAAUGACGAAAUAAUAGUAGAAGCAUUAACAUUACUUAUUAUAAUAUUUGGAUGUUGUGAUCAAAAUGAAAAAAUCAAGCAAGACGUUGUAGAUGAAUUAUAUACAUGCACAGUUUAUAUGCUAAAAAAUAUAUGCCAUAAAUCAUGCGAAAAAAUAUACGCAUCAUUAAUUGUCCAAUUAAUCAUAUCCUUAUUAAGAACUAUUAUGAUAUAUGAUAUAUCUAAAUUAAAAAAUGAUUUACUUGAUAAUAUAGGAAUUGUGGAAAUGUUAUUAAAAUCUGUUGAAAAUGUCCCAAAUUUAAAUGGAGUUCGAGUUUGUUAUACUUUAGUAGUAUAUGGGUUAAAAAUGUUUUAUGUUUCAGCAUGCCAAUUAUAUGAAAAAUCCUUUUUAAGGGAACUUGAAACUAUAACUAACUAUUUAUCAAUUUGUAUAAAAAUGAGUGACGAAAGGAUAUUAUUUUUAACUAGUUCUAUAUGUAUAACUAUAUGUGAAAAUCAAGCAGGUAUAGACGUUUUACUUAAAACUGAUAUAUUGCACAAUGCUGUAAUCCUUUGUGAGUCUUCAAAUCCAGAUUUAGCAUUUGAAGCUUUAUCUAUUAUAUCAAAAAUUGCAUACGCAGCUAAUCAUCAGCAAAUAUGUAUACUUAUAUCUUGUAAUGUUAUAAAAGCUUUGAAAAAAAUUUUAAAUAAUACUAAAAUUAAACCUGGAGCUAGAGCAAGGGCGUGUAAUGCAUUAGGAAACAUUGGCUGUGAAACUACAUCAGAAGUUGAACUUUUAAUAAAAAACGACGUGUUCCCAUUAUUAGUCGAAAUCUUUCAAACUGAUAACGACUUUAACACAAAAAUUGAAGCUGCUUAUGCUGUAUGUGCAUGCUUGUCAAAAGCUAAUCAAAAACAAGUGGGGUAUAUUAUUUCAUGUACAGCUACUACAAAUCGAUUUGGGCAAAAUAUAUGUAUGCAACUUAUUGCUGAUAUGUUAGAAUUAGUUAGCGAAUCAGAUCCAAUGAAUAAUGGAAGUGUUAAACUCUGUAAAAGUAUAUUAAGAGGCUUAGAAAAUAUUCUAGAUAAAGGAGACGAUGAAACUAGAGAUCUUUCCCUAUGGGAAAAUCCAUAUGUCUUUAUGUUUAAAGAGGUUCAAGGGGAUAUUAAACUUUUGCAAAUGCAAUUCUUUCCGGAAUAUUAUGUAGUAAAUAAAACAUACGAUAUAUUAGCCAAAUAUUUUUCCUUAACAUCGACCUGGAACAACAGGAAGUAA
Molecule: messenger RNA, 2085 nt
Organism: Plasmodium berghei ANKA
Lineage: Eukaryota; Apicomplexa; Aconoidasida; Haemosporida; Plasmodiidae
Product: conserved Plasmodium protein, unknown function
Exons: 1
Coding region: 1-2085 (694 amino acids)
Biological process (GO): NLS-bearing protein import into nucleus
Cellular component (GO): nucleus
Molecular function (GO): nuclear import signal receptor activity
Source: RefSeq, a predicted model, not a curated record